AUGAGUAGACCAAGGCAGACAAAGUCGGGCAAUGUCCAGAUCAAGCUGGCUGGCGCAUCCCGUACCGUCACCAUCAAUCCUCACGCCAAUGUCUUCAAUCGUCCCUCGAGCGCAGUCGUUCCGCGAGACGACUUUUUCGGCCCCAGACCUCAUGUCGACACGGAAGCCGAUAUCGAACUGCUUGUGAAAGAGUGCAGGGGAACAUACGAAGGCGUGGAGAAGAUGCGAGAUGUUUUCAGUUGUUUGGAGUUUCUGUCGGGAGCCGAGGACAAGUACUAUCUUUUGCCGGAACAGGUCGACCGCGCAAGUGAGCAAGACCCUAGGGGGGCAGAGUAUUUGAACGCAGAUGGACAUGGAAACACAUUGAUGAACUACGUCUCGGUCAAGGAUGCAAAAGCUCCUUCAAAGACGAAUCUUGGAACAUGCGCUGGCCCCAUCAUUCCAUACCACGUCUACUGGGCCGGUCCCGCGACAUGGCGUCUCGAAGUCUUCGUCAAGUCUUACCUCUACACACAGAAUUUGCCCUGCAGUCGGCUCUGGCUUUGGGCAGACACCGACAGAGCUCCAGAUGCUGUCGACAAACUGAUGAAUCACGACGCCCUGUUUGCUCGCUUCCUGCCGCUGGUCGAGCGAGGCGAUAUCAAAGUCUUGCCCUGGAAGUUCCCCACCAGGAUGCCUCUACCAAAGCAAUUCGACAAUACUGACGGAGUGGGCUACUACAAGACCAAAGGCAAGAUCAACGCUCAGGGCGAAGUUGCCAUUGCAGAUGGUCUCGUCGAAGACGCCAGCGGCCAGCAAUGGAUCACUCUCACACCCAAGCAAAUGACCUUCUUCCCUCAAGCAAUCUCCGACACGGUGCGAUUUAUCAUCUUGCAUCAGCAUGGAGGUGUCUACCUGGACAUGGAUGCCCUGAUGCUCCGCGACAUGCGACCUUUGCUCAUUCCCAAAAAGCACGACUUCGCCGAACGUUGGGGAGCUCACAACAAUCCUGGAGACUACAACACAGCCAUCAUGUCUCUGUCUGCCAACACUUCUCUUUCCAGCUAUCUGUUACGAGGAGGCGUUCGCAUGGGCCUCAACUUUCACCCCCGAGUCAUUGGCCGCAUGAUCUGGAAACAGGGCCGUGAUCUCGAGUUUCCUAUGCUCGAAACUGCCGCCUUCGACCCCAUCUGGACCGAGUUCAACUGGGACCGUCAAGGCCGCUGUACAGUCCCUUGUCUCCGCGACUACAGCGCCGUCUUCAAAGGCAAGCCAAACGCUCUCAAAGAUGAAUGGGAAAGCUACGAUGGCCCCCAACUCGACCGCUUGGAUCUGAACACAACUUUCACUCCAAAGAAAGAUAUCCUGUCUCAGGUGUCGCAAUGCCUCAAGUCUGCAAAGUUCCCUCGCAACGUCGCGCCUAUGGACAGUGUCUCCUCCUCUUCCUCCUCGAACCACAUCAACAUCACACCCAUGCCAGGCCCUAUGGACUCCUUCACCUCCUCUGCCUCUGAGGUCGCAGCUCUAUGCAAAGCAGGCAUCGUCAAAGACUACCGCCUCACCGAAGACAAAUACCCACCCAACAAUCGCACGUUAGAGAACUUCUUCCGCGGUGCUUGGACAUAUCAUAUCCACAAUCAAUGGCUCAAAGAGCCGGAGCCAAGUUCAUGGCUUGAUGUCUUGCAAUCUGCUCAGGACGGCUUUUUCGCCGGUGAAAGAGUCAAUCCGUAUGGGGACAAGUGGUCAGGGCCAGAGAUCAAGGCUUACAAUGAGUGGAGUGAUAUGGUGUGA
This is a messenger RNA of Aureobasidium uvarum, 1770 nucleotides long. NCBI's taxonomy places the organism in Eukaryota, Fungi, Ascomycota, Dothideomycetes, Dothideales, Saccotheciaceae. The record is from the annotation of a GenBank genome assembly.